UUCUCUUUCAAGCUUUGUGUUUUCUUCUUGCUUGCCUCCUUCCUUCCUCCCUUCUUUUUUUUUAAAAAGCAAGCCUGUCACCGAAACGAUCGCUCCCCUUUCUCCCCCCAAAGAGCAGCAACUUCCCUUUCCAAAGCGGUAGCUUGCCUUCUCUCCGGAAGGACGCGGCAGCGACUCCUCCCGAGAGAAAGAGAAGGGGAGAAAGCGGGGAUCAUAGAGACGGGACUGAGAAGGAGGAGGAGGUAACUCGGUAACCGAGCGAGGGCAGCGCAGUGGAGUUACUUUUUGGAAAGCUGGCAAGGUUCUUAAGUAUUCAAAAUGGAAGCACAGAAGGCAAAUACAUUUUCCCCAAAUUCUCUGGGACAAGAUGUGAAUCCUGAUCUUGACAUUGAACGAAAAAAUAUCUCUUUCACCAUUGAGCGCCUUACCAAUAUACUGGAUGGUGGAGCAGAAAACACCAAGAUCCGGAGAGAAGUCGAGGCUGUGCUCCAGGCUGAUCCAGAAUUUAGCCAAGAAAACCAGUAUUUCCAGAACCAAAAUGAAAGAUAUGAAAAUGCUAUCAGAAAAUCUGUUUACUUCUUACAAAAGAAAGCUGAAAUGGGAUGGAAGGAAGAUGGCCCAGAACAGAAGUACUGCUAUAGGUUUCUUAGUAACGAUUUGGCAUUUAACAUACACAUAGUCUUUAUGAAGAGCAUUUUGGCAUUAGGCACCAGUGAACAAAUCAACAAAUGGAUUCCCUUAGCAAAAAAGUAUUUCAUCAUAGGAACCUAUGCCCAGACUGAAUUGGGACAUGGAUCUAAUCUUCGGGGUUUGGAGACAACAGCCACAUUUGAUGUGGCCACUCAGGAGUUUAUUCUCAACACGCCAAGCUUCUCUGCCAUGAAAUGGUGGCCAGGAGACUUGGGGCGAAGUGCAACUCAUGCUGUGGUUUUUGCUCAGCUUUAUCUGAAAGAACGUUGUUAUGGCAUGCAUCCAUUCAUCGUACAAAUUCGCAGCCUCAGAGAUCAUUCUCCAGCUCAAGGAAUAACUAUAGGGGAUAUUGGUCCCAAAAUGGGCUUUCAGAAUAUCGACAAUGGCUUUCUCAUCCUGAAGAAUGUCCGUGUUCCAAAAGAAAACAUGCUGGCCAGGUUCUCUCAGGUUCUACCAGAUGGUCAAUAUAAGAAACAAGGAUCUGAGAAGAUCAACUAUUUGACUAUGAUUGUGAUACGUGUGACCAUGAUUCAGACUGAAAUUGUCCCCAAUUUGAUGAAGGCUUGUACCAUUGCUAUCCGAUAUUCCGUGGUGCGUCGGCAAUCUGAGUUAAAGCCUGGUGAUCCAGAGGCUAAGAUUUUGGACUAUCAGACUCAGCAGCAGAAGCUUUUUCCUCAGCUGGCCGCUGUCUAUGCCUUUCACUUUCUUUGCGACUAUCUGCAGGACAUUUUCAACAGAUGCUACAAUCACACCAAAGAAGGAAAAUUUGACUUGCUUCCAGAGGUUCAUGCGCUGGCAGCAGGCAUAAAAGUGAUCACCACUGAGUAUUGCUCAGCUGGAGUGGAGGUGUGUCGGAGGGCUUGCGGGGGACAUGGCUACUCUCUCCUCAGCGGCCUGCCUUCCAUUUAUGAGAGACUGGUCGCGUCUUGUACUUAUGAGGGAGAAAAUACUGUUCUCCUCCUGCAAACAGCCAGAUUUCUUAUAAAAUGUUAUGGAAUGGCACAAAUGGGCCAGCCUGUUCCUUCAUCAGUUGCCUACUUUUCUUCCAUAAGUUUUGGAAAAUGCCAAGCCCAGGAAAAAAAGGAUUUCCUAAAUCCUGAUAUUUACAUAGAUGCCUAUAAGCACCGUGCCUUCAGGAUUAUAGAAAAUGUAGCGAUCAAGCUUCAGCAGUUGGUUCAGUCAGGAAAAGCACAACAUGAGGCCUGGAACCAGUGCACUGUACAACUGGCAAGAGCUGCGAUGGUUCAUAGCCAUUACAUUGUGGUACAAAAAUUUGCUGAAGCCCUGGAGAAAUUUGCAAAAGAAUCUGCCAUCCAGAGGGUCCUUAAAAAUCUCUGUGACCUGUUUGCACUACAUGGGAUUUUCUCUAAUGCAGGAGACUUUAUGCAGGAUGAGUAUUUUUCUACAGACCAAAUUGACAGGGUGACUGAAACAUACCUGGACCUCUUGGCAGUCAUUCGGAGAGAUGCUGUGCCAUUAGUGGACGCCUUUGACUUUUCUGAUGCGUGUUUAAAUUCAGCCCUGGGAAGCUAUGAUGGCCAUGUCUAUCGGAGGCUUUAUGAGUGGGCCAAGAAGUCACCAACUAAUCACCAGGACAAUCGGGUCUUCAAGACAUACUUAAAGCCACUUUUCCAGAAUGCUCUCUCCAAGCUAUGAAGAGGGGACUGGCACCGAGCAACUCCUUUCCUAACUGCCCUCCAAGCCACACUGUCAAGUUUUCCAUAAUAAGCCCAUAUAAUGUAAUUGCAGGCUGCUUUUAAGCCUUACCCAUCAGACCUGAGUUCUCCUUUUGAAUUGUCCUGUCAUACAAAAGGCAGGCAGUUGAUUCCCAAAGAGCAUGUGGUGGUGGUAUGAUCACACAAUCACAAGAGGGUAUGAUAGUGAUCCUGUGCUCAUUUUCCAUUCACAGCAGAUUUGACAUACACACAAUUGAAUGAAAUCCACCGUUAGAACCAGGAAAAAAGUCAUAUUUUCAUAGGAAUCCCCCAACAGAACUUUCUCUGUCCUGAUGCCUUCUAAAUAUACUAGACUGCAACUAUCCACAGGAAAGUUGUAGUCCAAGGCAUCUGGCAGGCAGUAGGUUGGGAAAGGGUGCCCUAGAGCAGUGAUGAUGGGGGGCUAACAGGAAGGGAAGUUGGUGGGAGGGGGUGCUUUUGAGUCAGUGCUGACGUCUGGCAACUGCCUGGACUAAUCCCUACAGUUGUAGGACUGAGAAAGAGGUACUGGCCCAAGGUCACCCAGCUGGCUUUGUGCCUAAGGCAGGACUAGAACUCACAGUCUCUGUAAUCUAGCCUGGUGCCUUAGCCACUACACCAAACUGGCUCUCGAGUUUUUUAGGGCUUACUUAAUUUUUUAAAAAGUUCUUAGUAAAACUAGUCACACACCAAAUCAAUUUCUCAAAAGGACCCUGAAAGAGCACCACUCAGGGGCAGUGGGAAAAUGUCCUUACUGGUAGAGUCCACACUGACCUCAAAUCUGAUUUUGCUGCACUUAAUAAUUGCAUUCUCAGAACUGAACACUUCACCACUUCUGAAACCUCAAAACUUGGUGGUGCUUUUUCCGAUUGCUCAUAUUGCAACGGUUGCCAUUUUAUCUUACGGCUAUUAACGCUGGAUUCACAUCUGCAUUCAACCUGAGUCUCGUCUCAACUGAGUCUUGGACGGUUGCUAUUCCUCCAUCUUAUACAAAUAAAAUAAAGUGGUGAAAAAAAUCACCCUGAGGUUAAAAGGAAUAUAUUUAAAUAUAAUAAAUGCUGCCACCUUGCAGAGGAAACCCUGAAACAUAAAACAUGCACCAUGAGAGUUGGAUAAAAAAGGAACAAGUACAGCUGGAUGUGUUAUAGACAUUAUUUACAACCUUCUGUGUGGUGAGCUAAGUAAAUUUAAAUUGGAAUAUGGGAUUUCUUUGCUUCUGCUUUGCAGCUACAUUGUAUUUGUCUCAAAGUCAUUGUCAUACAAUCCCAUUUAUGAAGGAGCUUUUCAAGGAAGAAAAAAAACAGUCAAUAUGCUGUUAGUUACAUUUGUUAUAUGGCUUCUUAAUUAAGAAUGAAAUGACUGACAGCUGUUAUAUUUAAAAAGCUGUCUUCAAGAUGCCCUGUUUGAAGUUGGAAACAAUUGUUCAGAUCUUUCUGGAAAGUUUCCAAUAUUGUUCUGGAAGGGUUAUGAGUUCUAAAUCGAGCAUUGAACACUUUGGAACAUCCAGAGCAUUUCCAAUAGCAUCAGAAUAACCCAUUUCAAGCAUGAAAUAUUUUGAAUAUGAAACAUUCCUCUUCUGGAUAGAAUCCCACUGUGUAAGAUGUCCUUAGAAUUUGCUCAUCAGACAUGUCUUUUAAAUCAGGAUUAAUGAGUUUGUUUGAUCUAGUGGGUAUCACAAAAUACCCACAGAAUCAGCGCUAGGUUUGCUCCCCUGAAGCCUAGCAAAUAAUCAGUUAUGGAGUCCUUGGGGUUCUCUGAGCUUGGUUGUUUUCUUGCAAAUGUUUCGUUACCCAAGAUGUUACCUAGC
This is a messenger RNA of Python bivittatus (Burmese python), 4191 nucleotides long. RefSeq names its product acyl-CoA oxidase 2 (gene ACOX2). Gene Ontology annotation, molecular function: 3alpha,7alpha,12alpha-trihydroxy-5beta-cholestanoyl-CoA 24-hydroxylase activity; fatty acid binding; FAD binding. Gene Ontology annotation, cellular component: peroxisome. Gene Ontology annotation, biological process: fatty acid beta-oxidation using acyl-CoA oxidase; very long-chain fatty acid metabolic process; lipid homeostasis. The record is from RefSeq and is a predicted model, not a curated record. NCBI's taxonomy places the organism in Eukaryota, Metazoa, Chordata, Lepidosauria, Squamata, Pythonidae.